AUGCGUGAGGAGCCACUGCCGCAGGUCCUCAGGCCACGGCGGCAAGCCCUGGGCGAAACUUUUGGACUGGACGAUCCCCAGGCAACCGACGAAGCAGCAGAGCUCAUACCGGACAUCGACUUCGCUCCUCACCCUCAUGCGCAACCGCCUUUCAUGCUGGAUAUUGGGAGUACGUAUCACCUCCACAUAGCCGCCGUCGAGUUUCGCAGACAGGCACGUCUGCGAGAGCUAGCCAGGCAGCGGGAGACGCUGGUGCUUGCUGCCAUGGGCCUUCCUUUGCUAGCCAUGCUGCUGAAGCUGCUGUGGUCUUCCUUCACAGGUAGCAGAUGGUGGGCAAACGACUCCGGCACACCUGCAUGGCAGGGGUUUGUGGGUGGAGAUUGGUAG
Diaporthe amygdali is the source of this 387-nucleotide messenger RNA. RefSeq lists its product as uncharacterized. The record is from RefSeq and is a predicted model, not a curated record. The transcript has a single exon. Bases 1 to 387 code for a protein of 128 amino acids. NCBI's taxonomy places the organism in Eukaryota, Fungi, Ascomycota, Sordariomycetes, Diaporthales, Diaporthaceae.